AUGCAUGAAUUUAAUGGUGGUAAAAACUUUAUUGGAUUGUCACUCGGAAGUUUUGCCUGUAUAGGACUAAUUAUUCGAGAUUUUAUUGGUAGUAAAAAAAAGUUGUCGGAUAAACCAUCGAAUAGUUUUUCAAAAAUUAAAACAAGCUGGGUUUCUGCUUCGUUAGGUCUUGGUGCCAUCAUGUUUGGACUGCAUUCCAUGUUUACUGAUUCUUCCACCAUCAUGCGCUGGGUUGUUGAUGGUUAUCCUAAUUACGGUCCAGAUCCUGUUCCUUGGGGAUCUAUUACCAUUUUUGCGAUGGGAAUGGGCUUGUUAAUGUCUACUAAUGCGAAAUUAUCAACAAGUUUUCUGAUGUAUAUAGUUGGAUGCUUUAGCUGUGUAAUUGUUUAUUUUAUUCCUUCUUGGAUUGGAUAUUACGCUGGUCUGGUUCUUGGUGCAUAUUUUAUGGCUAUUACUCCAUAUUUAAUUAGGUCUGCAAUAAUUCACAACCCUGGUCGAACUUUGUUUACUGCCAUGAUAAUUUAUAAUAUUUUUUGUCUUGCACAUGUAUGGGUCGUUGCUUAUGAGUUUGUUCCUGGUGGACCAUUAGCUCGUGAACGCACAAAUUGGAUUUUAAUAUUUAUGAUGACAUUCAUUGGCUUUAGUGUUCAUAAUGCUGCUAGUAUUGUUGAAAAUCUUAAAACUACACAACUUCAAAAAAUUAGAUCUAUUAGAAAUUAUACUCGCCUAUUGGAAUCCGAUACUCAGCGCAUUAUCAUGGGUAACAGAGAUUUGUGGCAGUACAUUUCUGAAGACUUAGGUUAUUACGUAGAUUACGGUCCGGGACCGGCAAAACACACAUGGGGCUGUGCCAUACUUUCAAAAUUCCCUAUAAUAAAUUCGACUCAUCAUCUUUUACCUUCUCCAGUUGGUGAACUUGCUUGUGCAAUUCAUGCAACUUUGAAUAUUUAUGGUCAACAUGUUGAUUUUAUUGUUAGUCAUAAUGGUCAAGAAGAGAAUCUAUUGGAUCGUGAAUUACAAACUACCGAAUUGGCUCGAAUCAUGCGUGAAUCUCCUAAUCCGUUCGUAUUCUUGGGAUAUGUUGUGACAGCACCAUUUCAACAUGUUUAUCAUAUUCUUUUUGAUGAUGGUCACAUAAAUGAUAUUGAUCCAUCUGAGAUGUCUAGAUGGUGUGAAUACAUUGGAUUCCGUGGGCUAAAAAGAAUUUCAUUUGCACGAGUCAGUCAUGGUCACAUUACUGAUACAGAAAUUCAAGCUGGUAAAUUCCUUGUGGUCAAUGAUUCAAAUAAUAUUUCAAAUAAUGAUUUGAAUAAACAAGUUCAAAAGGAUCAUUAUCCAGCUUCAAUGCAAUUUCCUGAAAUGUUUUACAAUGAAGGAAUACGUGGUCAUCGAUAUGACGAUACCUAUCCUCGUUAUUUCGAAUAG
This is a messenger RNA of Racocetra fulgida, 1425 nucleotides long. The record is from the annotation of a GenBank genome assembly. Lineage: Eukaryota; Fungi; Glomeromycota; Glomeromycetes; Diversisporales; Gigasporaceae.